GUGUUCUCUCCAUUUUAAGCCUGAGCUCUGUGCUGUCGUUUUUAAAGCCUCCUCUGGGGGCAGCAGAGCGGCCGGCGGGCUCCGAGGAGCCGAAUAAGCCGUAGAAGAAGAAAUAGGAGCGGAUGUAAACAAAGAGGAUCAGCAGGGCCAAAGGACGGACCUCACACCGUGACGUCAUGGUGAUGUCAUAGCGAUGUCGUGGGUGAAGCAGCGGUACCGUGACAUCAGCCCUGUGACCCUGCAGGUAGUGGGCGGAGCUGUGAGCUCCAGCCUGUACUGUGCUGAGGUGGAGGGUGUGGGGGCGGGGCUAGUGGAGUCCUUCCUGGUGGAGCUUUAUCGCUGUAAGCUCUGUCAGUUCACCUGUGGCAUCAAAGCCUCCAUUAACAGCCACCUGCUGCUCACGCACCGCCCCAACGCCUAUCCGGACGGGGCAGAGGCGGGGCCCCAGCAGGGAGCGUCACCCUAUCAGCUAAAGCAGAGUGACGAAGAUGAGGACUUCCUGCUCUACAACAUGCUGGGCAACCUGAGCCCGGCUACCUGUGACAUCAGCAGUGAGGGAGGGCUUCAGGUGGCCCACACCUGUGAGGUCACCACACUCUUUGAGGAGGAGGAAGAGGAGCAGGAGGAGGACUCCUCCAUCUUCACUCUGAAGGGGGGCUCUUUAUCCUCUCCGGCCGACACCCCCGCCUCCCAGGAGGAGUUGGCGCAGUCCGCCCACCUGAUGACCCUUGGGCUGUGUCGGAUCUCUGCAGUCAGAGCUCCUGCUCUUCCUUCCUCCUCACCGUCCACACAGCUCACGCAACCACAUGACACCAGUGCCAACGACAAAGUGAAGGCUCCGCCCCCCAGCCUGCUGUGUCUGCUCUGCCCGUUGACACUGCCGUCGCGGCGGCUGCUUGAUGUCCAUGUCAGGUCACACCGUGCCAGCGGCGGUUUCAGCUGCGUGCGCUGCAACUGGAUGGCCGACAGCUGGGAGGAGGUGGAGCAUCAUUGGAGGAGCCGCUGUAGCCAGAGGAGGAAAAGGAGGAGGGAGCGGGAAGAGAAGAAGAAGAAAACUGCGGUGGCGGUCUGUCACAGGAAGUUCCGAAACAACACGCUGAGAAGCACUCCUGAAAAACCACGGAAACGCAAUGGAUGGAGGAGCCAGCUGAUUGGACGUGCAAAGUGGAAGGAGGCGGAGCUUCUUGACAGGCAGACCAGCAGAGCCGCAUCACGGCCGGUCACCAUGGAGACCACGAGGAAAACCACAAGGAGGACGAACGGAGACGGCGAGCAGCCGACAGCAGAGAGCGGGAAGCAGACGGGCUUCAGCUGCUCGCUGUGCCACAGGAAGUUCUCCUCUAAACUGACUCUGAGGCGUCACCUGGGCGUUCAUGGGGGAGACAAACCGUUCACCUGUCCUCACUGCUCCUACAGCAGCCGGCUGAAGGCCUCACUGCUGCAACACCUGAGGACUCACACAGGUGAGAAGCCGUACAGGUGUGCAGAGUGUCCGUAUGCGUCCAUCGAUCGCAGCUCUCUGCUCCGACACUACAGGACUCACAGCCAGGAGAAACCGUACAGGUGUCAGCACUGUGACUACAGCAGCAUCCAGAAGAAGAGUUUGGAUCUCCACGCUCGCCGCCAUCACACCGGUGAGGCGUUCCCAUGUCAACAGUGCGACUACUCGAGCCCGGACCGCCAGCUGCUGCUGAGACAUGUCCGCAGACACCACGCCCCCUCCCAGCAAGCUGCGUUCUGAACAUGAGCUGGUGUGACAUCAUCAGACAUGGUGAUGAUGUCAAAAGUUUUAUUUGUGGACUUUUUUAAUGAAAAUAAAAGCUUAGGAAAAAAUAAUUUCUGUUCUUAUUUAUUCACACUCAGACCUUUACUUUGAAAAUAUGAAGGCCUUAAACACUUUAACUUUGAAAAGGCCUCAAUGAACACUUAAGGCGAUCAUAUGGCUGUGACAGUCAGCUGAUUAUUAAUCAGUGAAUACUAGAAUACUGUUUUUAUUGGAAAUAAUUGACAGAUGUGAGUGAAGCAGCUGACGUCUCACCUGCUGCUCACCUGGACUCAGAACUGAACAGGUUCUGUUUAAUCAGGAACCAAAAACGUCAGGGGGACGGACAACGAGCAUCAGACUUUGUGCUUCAGUAAUGAUAUGUGCAAUAAAACAUGCUUUAGCAAAAUCUUUUUUCAAAUACAAUUUAAAAACAGAUUCCACUCCUCAUCUGCAUUUCCUGUUAGCUCACACAUUAGCUUGGUUUCAAGUUUCACUUCCAGCUGUGAAAUUCUGCACAUAAGAUAAACUAAAUCAAUUCAAUUCAGUUUUAUUUCUACAGCACCAAAUCACAACAGUCGCCUAAAGGCGCUUCAUAUUGUAAGGCAGACCCUACAAUAAUAGAUACAGAGAAAAACCCAACAAUCAUAUGACCCCCUAUGAACAAGCACUUUGGCGACAGCGGGAAGGAAAAACUCCCUUUUAACAGGAAGAAACCUCCGUCAGAACCAGGCUCAGGGAGGGGCGGGGCCAUCUGCUGUGAUUGGUUGGGGUGAGAGAAGGAAGACAGGAUAAAGACAUGCUGUGGAAGAGAGACAGAGAUUGAAUAAAGAAAAUAUAUAUUUUUUAAAAAAGUAGAGUAAAUAAAUACAGAUUACUGAAAGUGCUGUGUGGCAGAGGUAAUGGUAUAUACAUGUGUUAAUGAUCAGUCCCAUAUUUCAGCAGCUUGUAGCUAACUCUCGGAUUAGCUAACACAUAUAGCAUUUCUGUGACUCUUCUGCUCCUUGAAAAAACUGAAAUAUCCAGGUGGUCAGAUGUAAGGGGCUCUGUGAUUGGUUACAGAGAAUUUGCACUGUCGCUUUUUUUCACAUGGGUAAUAUUUAUUUAUUCAUUUAUUUAUUUUGUCAGGAAAAAAGAAGCAUUC
Pelmatolapia mariae (spotted tilapia) is the source of this 2906-nucleotide messenger RNA. Its product is annotated as zinc finger protein 84. Gene Ontology annotation, biological process: positive regulation of transcription by RNA polymerase II. Gene Ontology annotation, cellular component: nucleus. The record is from RefSeq and is a predicted model, not a curated record. The coding region runs from base 194 to 1741 and encodes 515 amino acids. The transcript has 8 exons. Lineage: Eukaryota; Metazoa; Chordata; Actinopteri; Cichliformes; Cichlidae.